UUUUUGAAAAAACAAUGGAUUAAGGUUUUUUUUACUCAUUGUGAAAAUUUCCGUGAAUUUAAUUUAGAGAGAUAUUUGGAAUUUAUUCAGAUCACAUCGUAUUUGGAUAUAAUAAUUAAACGAGUCCAUCGUGUAAAAGUAAUCUGUCGCAUAAUGAAGAUUUCAAAAUUGUUGACUGUAUCGUUAAUAUUAAUAAUAUGUACAAAGCGAUCAUUGGGCCGUGAACAAGGAACAAGAUUUCCAAUAUUAAAAAAUAUAUUAAAUAUAUUUGGAAAUAGACCUCCGAUCCAUGAUACUCCGCCAUCACCGUGCAGCUGCAGUUGUGGUGAACGAAACGAAGCAAGUCGUAUUGUUGGUGGACAAACAACACUACAAAAUGAAUUCCCAUGGAUUGCACGAUUAUCAUAUUUUAAUCGUUUCUAUUGUGGUGGAAUGUUAAUUAAUGAUCGUUAUGUUUUAACUGCUGCACAUUGUGUUAAAGGAAUACUCUUUCGUUUUAUGUGGUUCAUGAUUAAGGUGACUUUUGGUGAGCAUGAUCGUUGUAAUGAAACACGCCGCCCUGAGACAAGAUUUGUAUUAAGAGCAACAGUUGGACAAUUUAGUUUUUUGAAUUUUGAUAAUGAUAUUGCAAUUCUAAGAAUGAAUGACCGGGUACCAAUUACAGACACAAUCAAGCCAAUUUGCCUACCAAAAACAAAAGAGAAAAGUUAUGUUGGAUCAAAAGCCAUUGCAUCUGGUUGGGGCACGUUAAAAGAAGAUGGAAAACCCACAUGUAUUUUACAAGAAGUUGAAGUACCAGUUAUCAGUAAUGAAGAAUGUCGAAAAACGAAUUAUUCAUCACAAAUGAUAUCGGAUAAUAUGUUAUGCGCUGGAUAUCCCAAAACAGGUGGAAAAGAUUCGUGUCAGGGAGAUAGUGGUGGACCCUUAAUUACCGAAAAAGAAGAUAAACGCUAUGAAUUAAUUGGAAUUGUUUCAUGGGGUAAUGGAUGUGCUCGGCCUGGAUAUCCAGGAGUAUAUACGCGAAUUACAAGGUAUGUGGAUUGGAUACGAGAAAAUUCGAAAGAUGGUUGUUUUUGUGAAGAUUGA
Molecule: messenger RNA, 1086 nt
Organism: Chrysoperla carnea
Lineage: Eukaryota; Metazoa; Arthropoda; Insecta; Neuroptera; Chrysopidae
Product: trypsin-1-like
Exons: 9
Coding region: 154-1086 (310 amino acids)
Biological process (GO): proteolysis
Molecular function (GO): serine-type endopeptidase activity
Source: RefSeq, a predicted model, not a curated record